AUGAGCACAGAACCGUACGGCACGACGCCGUUACCCGCCAAGGGUGUAUCGUUACGGUACGAUCCCGGUGACGACAUUUGGGAGAUUGCGCAACAACCCAAGUCGCAACAAAUUGCCGCCUAUGAAGGAUUAUUCCAAGCCGACUCGAUUCACGGUGCGACCGUCUUGGAUGUGAAUCAGCAUUUUGUGAUUUACGCCGUCAAGAAGGGUUUGAUUCGCAUUCUCCAUCGUCAUUCGACACUCCGGACGCUCUUUCGAGGACACGAAGGACAAGUGGUGUCGGAUAUUCGUGUCUUUUUAGAUGGAGAUGUGAUUGGGUCGGUGGGGACUAGCAGUACUACGACGGACCCGACGAAAUCCACUGUCAUUAUUUGGAGAGUCUUUGAACGAACGCCCGAAAUCAUGUCGGAAAUUCUAUUGGAAAUCACGACGGAUGCCUACCAGAUUUCCAGACUCAUUUGGCAUCCCUUUAAUCCAAAUCAAUUCUGGAUCAUUCAUCAUACUACAACACAAACCAGCAGCAACUCCGAAGGUGAAAACAACAGCAAGAUUGCCUCUCUCGUCGAUACCACGCGCAUUUCCACAUUGCCUCAUGAAACCGAGCAACAUGCCGUGUGCAUGUUCCACAUGCCGCAUAUCAUUAUGGACGGAGUCGUUGAAUUGUCGCCACCAUCCACGUCCGGUCUCACCGAUUUGGAUUGGUCCGAAAAAGAUGUCCGACACGUCAUGACGGUACACACAAAAGGGGAAAUUCGAUUGUGGGAUUUGAGAAAGGUAGAGCCUUCUUCUUCUUCUAGCAAUAGCAGUACAAUGCUGCCCGCCUGUCUGGUGCGAAUACAAGAAGAAGAUCAACCACUCUCGCGAUGCAAAUUCUUACCACACGAAUGUCCUCGCGAUCAUGCGGCUCCUACGCAACCAUACUACACCAAUUGCUUCUUGACGGCUGCGCACAACAAUUCCGUCAUUACCCUCUGGUCGCCGUUUGGACCCGACAGUACGCCCACAAAACUACAAGUCUUUGGAUUGGAAUCGCCGUCCACAUCCUAUUUACUCGACAUUUGUUACGCUCCAUCCCCACCCGAUGGACCACCCCCGUCCCUCUUUUGUCUUCAAGCCGAUCAAACUGAUGGAAAAUUACUCACGUGGCAUUUGCAAUCGGAAUGGCAAGACAACAAUACGGUCACGCUCGUGGGAUGCAAUUACGUCGUGCCCUUUGUCACAUCCUAUCCCAUGUACUCGUGGUCGACACAAGUCGCACCCGCCGCCGAUAUUUCCGAAGAUGAACUCGAAGGCGGAUCCUUGGUGUUUGACAUGAAAUUGUUCUCGUAUCAGUCGUCGGUCGUGCAAUGUUUGAUUUUAACGUCGUUCAUGUGUUUGCCACCGGCAUCGCAAUUUCAAGAAACAAGCACGUAUGGAGUCACGGUCGAGCCAUUGCCACAAGCACAACAACUGCAACUUCUCGAGACUGUGAGCAAUCCGGCCCUUUCGGAAGAUUUUGAGGGAGAAGAGUACGAUGUCGGAGAUGAUGAUGACGAACAAGAAGAAGACUACAGUGAACCGCCGGCAGCAUCGGCGUUGCCGGUACCGGAAGGAUUGGAUAGUCCUGCGGCUGUUUCGACACCAGGAGGAGACUUUGGUGGUGGGGCAUUUGCCAAUUGGUUGGGAGCUCUUGCCGUCAGCAACAACAGCAACACUACGACGACCAUUCCUCCUCCACCCGUCGUGGCUCCACUGCCACCAGUUGUACCGGCACCAGUUGCCACCACGACCAUGCUCACACCGGCCGAUCUCUUUCCCAAUCAUCCAUCGAUCCAACAACCCAAUGAUGCGCCGUCGGACGGGCUUCCCACUAGUCUACCACGAUCACCACCAGAGGGGCAAGCACAAAAGCAGCCAAACCAAACUGGCAGCAACAACAAUAACAACAAAAAGGGAAAAUUCAACAAGAAAGGAAACAAGUCUCGUUCGAGGUCUCCAACAAACCAGAAACAAAACGGAGGGAAGGGGCAACAACAAACGCCGCCGCAGCAGCAACAGAUACUGGCACCCGGACAAGAUGUCACCAUUCUCCAACGCAAGUCGGAUGCUCCCUUGGGACCGCCUCCUGGAAUGGCACCCAGUACUGCUGCUGUUCCUGCUAGUACUACUACCACUACUGGAGGAGUGGAUCUAUCGGCCCAAUUCGAGCAACAGCAAGCGGCAAUCGCCAGCGAAAUCCAGAAGGCGGUCCAAGCAGAAAUGCAGCAAACAGUCAUUCCUCUCAUGGAUCAAAAAGUUCGUGCGUGUGUGGACCAAUCCAUUCUGCCGGUCCUCGCUUCGAUGAAUAGUAUCGGAAAGGAUGGAGUCCAAGUCGACCACGACAAGUUGGUCGAUGCCAUUACUGCCAAAGUCGAAGCACCGUUGCGAGCCGCAUUUGCCGAGAAUAUGAAGACAGUCUUGAUUCCGGCAUUCCAGGCCGUCUCGACCCAAAUGUUCUCUCAAAUCGCCGUGUCGUUGGACAAUGGAAUGGCGGCGCAGGCCGCCGGAGGAGCCAGCAAUGGAAAGAUUGAGGAAAUGUCGAAUCAGUUGACCACCAUGACGGCGUUGGUGAAACAACUGGCAUCGGAAGUCGAAAAUCUUCGGUCGGUCGUGUCCGAACAACAACAACAACAACAACAAGGAGGACGUGACAGGACGGAAUCGAUUGCUUCGUCGACCGGGGCGAAUGCGGCAGCCGAAAAGGCAGCAUUGGAACAGGAAGUGAUGCAAUUUUUGAGUGUGCGUCAGUAUGAAGCGGCCUUUACCAAAGCGUUGUCUGCGUCGACAGUGGAAAUGGCGUUGUUUGUUUGUAGCCACGCGGAUCUGGCAGAUGUACUGGGUGGGAGUGUACCCUCGUUGAGCCAACCAAUUCUGCUUUGCCUCAUGCAUCAGCUGGGCACAAGUGUCGUGACAUCGGUGAACGACGAGAACAAUCUAAGUACGGAACUUGCGUGGUUGCAAGAGGUCUCACUGUCGAUCAACCCGAUGGAUGAAUCUAUGAAGCGCCAUUUGCCUUCAGUGCUGCAGCAGCUCGUAACGGGGAUCAAUGACAAAAUGGCUCGCAAUGAACAACCAACCAUGCGUCGCCCCUUGCAACGAUUGCUCCAGGUGCUUCGUGGAGUGCAAGUACAAUAG
This is a messenger RNA of Seminavis robusta, 3153 nucleotides long. The record is from the annotation of a GenBank genome assembly. NCBI's taxonomy places the organism in Eukaryota, Bacillariophyta, Bacillariophyceae, Naviculales, Naviculaceae.